AUGGGCUACGAGAUCUCGAUGGUGGGAAACCUACUGGCGGUUCUAAUCUUGUUGUAUAAAUUUGGACGAGAGACAUCAUCCAGAGUUCUUGAUAUUAGCGCUCACGAUCAGCAGGUGUUCAAUGCUGCUUCCAGUGUUAGACUCUUCGCCUCUGCAUUUGGCACUGGCAUCCUGUCGGAUUGGCUCGGUCGCAAGAAGGUUGUUCUCCUCGCAUGUCGAAUUUGCGUGGCUGGGAUCCUCGUACAAGGGGUUCUGCACCAGUAUUCAGAUGCUGUUUGCUGGUAAGCUCGUUGGCACCUUCGGAUUCAGCCUUGGUCACUCCCUUGGACCUGUGUUUGUUACAGCAAUUGCGCCCCCUAGUUUCGAGGAACCCUAUCUUCUCUAG
Exophiala aquamarina CBS 119918 is the source of this 385-nucleotide messenger RNA. RefSeq lists its product as uncharacterized. Gene Ontology annotation, molecular function: transmembrane transporter activity. Bases 1 to 285 code for a protein of 94 amino acids. Gene Ontology annotation, biological process: transmembrane transport. The transcript has a single exon. Gene Ontology annotation, cellular component: membrane. Lineage: Eukaryota; Fungi; Ascomycota; Eurotiomycetes; Chaetothyriales; Herpotrichiellaceae. The record is from RefSeq and is a predicted model, not a curated record.